AGUUCACCGCUGAGCCCGCGGCCGGCAUCAUGGCAUCGCUGGCCGACCGAGUGCGGGGCCACGGGCGGAUCGCCGCCGGGCUCCUGUUCAAUCUGCUGGUGUCAAUCUGCAUCGUGUUCCUCAACAAAUGGAUCUAUGUGCACCACGGUUUCCCCAACAUGAGCCUGACCCUGGUGCACUUUGUGGUCACCUGGCUGGGCUUGUACAUCUGCCAGAAACUGGACAUCUUUGCCCCCAAAAGUCUGCCGCCCACCAAGCUCCUCCUGCUGGCCCUCAGCUUCUGUGGCUUUGUGGUCUUCACCAAUCUCUCUCUGCAGAGCAACACCAUCGGCACCUACCAGCUGGCCAAGGCCAUGACCACGCCGGUGAUCAUAGCCAUCCAGACCUUUUGGUACCAGAAGAGCUUCUCCACCAGAAUCCAGCUCACGCUGAUUCCUAUAACUUUAGGUGUAAUCCUAAAUUCUUAUUACGAUGUGAAGUUUAAUUUCCUUGGAAUGGUGUUUGCUGCUCUUGGUGUGUUAGUUACAUCCCUUUAUCAAGUGUGGGUGGGAGCCAAGCAGCAUGAGCUGCAAGUGAACUCCAUGCAGCUGCUCUACUACCAGGCACCCAUGUCCUCCGCCAUGCUGCUGCUGGCUGUGCCCUGCUUUGAGCCUGUAUUCGGAGAGGGGGGAAUAUUUGGUCCUUGGUCAGCCUCCGCUUUGCUUAUGGUGCUGCUGUCUGGAGUCAUAGCUUUCAUGGUGAACUUGUCAAUUUAUUGGAUCAUUGGGAACACUUCACCAGUCACCUACAACAUGUUUGGACACUUCAAGUUCUGCAUUACCUUAUGUGGAGGAUACGUCUUAUUCAAGGAUCCACUGUCAGUUAAUCAGGGACUUGGCAUUUUGUGUACACUGUUUGGCAUUCUUGCUUAUACCCAUUUUAAACUCAGUGAACCUGAAGUAAGUAAAAGUAAACUGGUACAACGUCCCUGAGUUUGGGUACAAAGAAAGUUAAACCAAGAAGACAAAUCAUGUGAGUUAAUUUCCAAAAUGAAAAACCAUAAUAAUAAUAAUGGUUCAAAAUUCACUGAAUGAUAUACAAAAAGUAAUACAAUUUUUAUUCAGAAA
Molecule: messenger RNA, 1106 nt
Organism: Jaculus jaculus (lesser Egyptian jerboa)
Lineage: Eukaryota; Metazoa; Chordata; Mammalia; Rodentia; Dipodidae
Gene: Slc35e3
Product: solute carrier family 35 member E3
Exons: 5
Coding region: 30-971 (313 amino acids)
Cellular component (GO): Golgi apparatus
Molecular function (GO): antiporter activity; nucleotide-sugar transmembrane transporter activity
Source: RefSeq, a predicted model, not a curated record